Messenger RNA from Daucus carota subsp. sativus, 1728 nucleotides. RefSeq names its product endochitinase A-like. NCBI's taxonomy places the organism in Eukaryota, Viridiplantae, Streptophyta, Magnoliopsida, Apiales, Apiaceae. The transcript has a single exon. Bases 1 to 1728 code for a protein of 575 amino acids. The record is from RefSeq and is a predicted model, not a curated record.
AUGGGUUUCUUUGGGUACUCAGCAAGUACUGACAAAAUGGGUGAGCUAAAGCGUCCAAACCUCUGCAAGGAAUGGAGCUUUUUCUAUGACUGCAUCACAAGAGCAUUUGGAAACAAGUGCAAUAACUUCGAUGCUAUUCCUAUAUUCAGCCAACAGAUCGGGUACUCUCUAAUUCAUAACCUUAAACUUGAUCUUGCUACAUCCAUACUGCGUUUUAUUGGAGAUAGAAGAAAAGAGAAUAUGAACAUUGUAUAUUAUGCUAGAUUUUGUCAGCUUAUAUUCUCUUACUGUUUUCCUGAUGUACCCAUCCCUGAAACUGGUAAUGAAUUGCCCUUUAAGAUCACCAAACGUGACUUUACUGAUCUUAUUAAGAAGGAUAGUAAGAAACCAAAUGUGCCUGUGUUUGCUAUUCUUAUGACUGUACAAGAUAAGUUAAGGGUAGCUCUGCCUGAUAAGUAUGCCCCAUUAUUCUCUGAUGAGAAUAUACCACAGCCUCCCCCUUCUACUGUUGAUCCAGAACCAGUCCCAACCUCUGGUCCUUCCCAAAAGGGGCCAGUUGUAAAAUCUACUCCAGCACUAACCUCUGGUCCUUCCCAACAAGGGCCAGUUGAAACAUCUUCACCUAAACGGGUUCUCAGGUCCACUAAAUCCCCAACCAAACCCUCCCCACCUCCCAAAAAAAGAAGAUUUCUGCAGAAAAUAUCAGACUCUGACUCUGAUGAAGCACCUCCACCUCCUCCACCAGCAAAGAAACCAAGAAAGAAAAUCAAGCCAACCACAAUCACUGACCUGAUUGUUGAGCCACCUCAGUCAGAGGAUCCCACACAAGCCUUGAUUCCAUUCUCUGAUCAACCCUCAGCUGCAGAGCCAGUCAUGAUUGAACCUCUUUCUGCAAUUCCACUUGACACAAUGGCAGUUGAUACACAAAUGUCAGAAUCAUUCUCUGAGCAUAAUGAUCAACCAACAGUGACAAAAUCUGAUGAAGGGUUGAAGUUGAAUCAGGAAUCUCUGAUUCAACAUGAAAAUAUAAUUGCAGCUGGUACUACAGUGUCAGAAAAAGCUUCUGAUGUCCCAAGUCAAUCAGAAGAUGCACAAAUAGAGAUGGUCUUGCAGAUGAUUCAAGACUCUCUGCUUCAACCUGAAGAAAUUGAUGCAGCUCCUGCUCAGGAGAUUACUACAGCUGCAAAUUCUGAUGCAGCUACUGAAGCUCUGGCAUCACAUACUCUGAGUAUUUUUAUUGAUGAAAAUGAAGAUGAUGAUGCAAUAGAAGUUACAUCUCUUCUUGUACAGACCCAUGAUCUUCACCUGUUUAUCUCUGAUCAAGUCAGAGAUUCUACACAAGUCAAGGAUGAUUCUCCAAUUACAGCACUGUCACCAGUCAGAGAAUCCUCUCCUAUCAUAGCUCCUACAGUUCCAAGCCCUACACUUCUUUCCUCUGAGCCUGCCAGAAGGAGAGUCUGCAACUUAACUUAUUGUCAAAGGAUGUGCAGAGCUACACCUCCUUCUAUUGAAGACAGACUUACUUCCAUUGAGGCCACUCAAACUUCAAUGCAGCAUACUCUAGCUGAUUUGAGCACUUCUGUGGCUCAGCUGGUUCAAGUUCUCACCUCUGCUGAUGUCAAAAAGGGGGAGAAAAUAUCCAAAGACAAAUGCAAACUUGAUCAGCAAAUGAAAAAGAAAAGGCCAGAUGGUGAUGAAGAAGGAAAAGGGGAGAUGGCUGACAAAUAG